Molecule: messenger RNA, 975 nt
Organism: Copidosoma floridanum
Lineage: Eukaryota; Metazoa; Arthropoda; Insecta; Hymenoptera; Encyrtidae
Cellular component (GO): cytoplasm; nucleus
Source: RefSeq, a predicted model, not a curated record
CUUUCUUUUGUUUUCUUUCAUAUUCACACUCCCGAGACGGUGACAAGUGCGAAUCAAGGUGCUCUCGAUCAUUGUAUACACACUUGUCGAUCACAGCACUGCAGUACCUACCUACUUAGCGUGUGUAAAACAAACUGAAACGAAACAAAGUGACUCCCCGCGGGGAGUUUACCUUGCCGCGGGUGUGGGUGCGCGAUAACGAUUUCGUGUAUUCUGUUGUCAAGUGCACGAUCCGAGAGGACCUUUAAACGCCACCGCGAGUGAUUGAACGAUGAUUUUUAUCUCGGGAGAUAGAGUUAUAGUUGUUGGCGGUGUACGUGCGCGCGCGAGUUCGCGGGCCGUUGAUAAUGACAUGUACUGCCGGUUAUCGAGAUUAUUGUAAAAAAAGGGGAAAAAGAUGCUUUUUGGAGAGAUGCCGGCAUGAACGAUAGCGGGGAGCACGGGUUCGCCGACAUGGAGAACGAGGUCGAGAUUAUCGCCAAGUUGUCAUCGAAGCAGCAUCAGACGCCGAGCCGGGGCCGAUCGGGUUCGCGGGAGGGAAGUGUGGGCAAGAGGCCGCGCUCGAGCCGGCCGCACGAGACCGAGGAGGAGGCGAUCAUCCGGCGGUUCCACGAUGCCCAGCGCAUGGCGAGGUUUCGGGCGCGCAGGAAAAAGGCCCUCGAGGACCAGCAGCUGCAACAUAACGGGCGCGACGACUCGGAGUCGGAGGGUCGGCCGGAGGGGGGUAGCCCGGAAACGGAGAGCAAGUAUGCCCAGCUAUUGGCGAUAAUCGAGGGGAUCGGUCGAGACGUGAGGUUGUCUUACGCGGGUAGUCGGAGUUCGGCGGAACGGCUCAAAUGCGGCAUCGUCAGGGCAAGGAGUUUGGUGCGCGACUGCCUGAUAGAGACGAGCCUCAAUCUCAGGCAGUGAAUCAUUACAUAUAUAUAGUUGGCCAUACUUGUCGGGUUCGUGAAUAAAAAUUAAAGGUUUUGCGGA